UUCGGUCAUACAUAAUCAUUCCGCUAAUCGGCCUCGACAGGGCAUAAUCAUCGAUAUAUUUUCGUUUUGAUUGGUCGCCGAGGAAAGAAGUUGAUAGCUCCAGUGGUCGUUAUUUACAACUAUUGGUUUUGAUUUGAUUUGAUUCGUUCGUAUGACGGCGCUGGAAGCGAGUAGCCGUUCUGCUAUGCCGGGUGAAGUUCCGUAUACCUUUGCGCCGACGCUCCCCGCGAUGUCUGGGCUACCGCACCCUGGUGGGCUGCCACUACCGCACCUCAUGCGGAGACUCGAACCCCGUUUUGAUGCUUCGGAUGAGAAGUCCUCCAUCUUUUCAGGGGUGCUAGCACCGACUCCGAUCUACCAAGGCAUCUUCAGGCAACAUCUAGCAGCAACGGCACCACAACCAAUCUCCAACACGGCAUCAUCCCCGCAGGCAACACCACCACCAGUACCCCAGCAACCUCCUGCGGGUGGUAUCGCAAACUCCACAACAUCUUUUCUUGUAAAGGACAUUCUCUCUAGUAGGGCACCGAUCCACAAGCCCAUUCCCCGUCACCCUGCCUCAUGCACCACUUGCAACUGUCUUCGACAACAAAAGGACCAACUAACUCCCAACAGCUCUUCCAACGGCAACAACAAUAACAACAAUAACAACAACCACACCUCACAACAUCAAGACCACCAGCACCACUACCACCAUCCUCAUCCCCCUCAUGGUGAUCGCUCGUCAUCGUCACCGCCACACCCUCCUCAUCCUCCGCCUUCGGUUUCCUCAUCAUCGUCUGCAUCGUCGUCCCAUUCGCACAAUCACUUGCCGACAUCGUCGUCGGCGCCGAGUACUCAAUCGCAUCAUCAGCUUCCUUUACCCCUCACGUCGUCGUUUCACCCCGCCCAUCAUCACACUCCACAACGCCUUCCUCUUCACCACGGUAGUCAUCAUCGACAUCAGAUACCAAGCCCUGGGGGCUCGCCGGGGGCCAACAACCACCACCAACCGCCGCAACCAGCACUUCCCUCUAGCUUCCUCAAAUUCGGCGUCAACUCGCUGUUGUCACCACACAGCCUGUCACCACACGUAAGUCAAGCAUGCACGGCCAGCAUCGGACACAGUGCGUUCAGUGACCUCCGACCUGUGAUUGCGUCACUUGGGACGCUGCACAGAAGCUUCUAUGAAAACUCGUUUCACCAAUCUCCAACAUCAGCUCCAAGAAACCCGUUUCUACAAGUACCUCCGUCCUCUGUCAUUCCUGUACCGGGUACGUUCCCCUGGCCCGGGGCGGCCCGGGGGAAGCCCCGUCGGGGUAUGCUGAGGAGGGCUGUAUUCUCCGAUGCUCAGAGGAAAGGGUUAGAGAAGCGCUUCCAACAGCAGAAGUACAUCAGUAAACCCGACAGAAAGAAACUGGCUGCAAAACUUGGUCUCAAAGAUUCACAGGUUAAAAUUUGGUUUCAAAAUCGACGGAUGAAAUGGCGUAAUUCCAAAGAACGCGAACUUCUGUCGGCAGGCGGUUCCCGAGAAUCCACGCUCCCUAACCGAUCGAACCCGAACCCGGAUCUCAGCGACGUCGGAGGAGCGUGCAAUGCUUUGCUGAUGGGCAAUAACCCGGAUUGCGAAUCGGAUAGCGAGAAAGAACUCAUGGAUACUCCGACUAGCAGUCCGUGUGGAAGCCCCACCCAUCUGCAGCAUCAUGUUCGGUCCACGCAUGCGCAGGAGGAGCUUUUGAUGCCGACUAUGCACGGACACUACCUCCACCACAACGAAUAUGGUGUCGAUGAUGACCGAAAGAUUCCGGAAUUUGCCGAAGUCGGAGAUUCGGAUAAUGAAAUAGAUAUUGAUUGAACUGAAGUGAACAGCUGACUGAGGGGUUUUUGAAAGAAAGUUUCUUCGGGCGUGGGGGUACCUAAAAAACGCAAACGAAUUUACACUAUUGAUGUGAUUUAUUGUAAAGCCUUUUUCAUGAUAACGUCCCAUGGUACAUUGGUCGAAUAAAAGAAACAUUUGUUUCAUUUCCAUAUGACAAUAGUUUUUGAAAAAUCAUCAGAUUAUGUUGCAGAAAUGCAACAAAAUCGUUUUUUUACGACAACCUUGUUUUCGUUUUUUAUUCAAACCAUAUCACAAAUGUACAGAUGUAAAUAUUUUAAUUUAUUUUUAUUGCAGCAUAAAAUAUACCACAUUGUUCGAAAGAUGAAUAUCAUUAUUACUUUGUUAGAGAUGGCGGUGACGACUUUGAAACAUACAUUCCAUAAAGAAGGUUUGAAUUGUAUCUUCAGCUGAUACAUAGGCCUAUUGAUGUAGACAGAUUAUAUUUUGAAAUAAGAAAUAUUCAUGUUUUCUUGUUGAGUCUUUUUAUUCUUCUUUUUUUUUGUAUAUCUCCUCAUCGUCUUUUUAUUUGAUAGCUGAACUAUUUUUAUCUAAUAUUUAUUCGUUUUAGCGGGUAGAUAUUCACUUCGCAAUAUUGCAAUAUUCACGUUGAGUUAUUUGGGAUAUCAAAGCAAUCGAAAAGGAUUAUAUCCCUGUUAUUUUUUUUUAUUUUUAGUGGAAUAUAUCAGUUUCUUCCUUCCUCUUCCUCAAUUGCAUACAUUUGUGUUCUUCCCUUGUUUAAUUCCAGCUUCUUAUAAUUCACAUUAGACGAU
Molecule: messenger RNA, 2628 nt
Organism: Strongylocentrotus purpuratus (purple sea urchin)
Lineage: Eukaryota; Metazoa; Echinodermata; Echinoidea; Camarodonta; Strongylocentrotidae
Gene: dbx1
Product: homeobox protein DBX1-like
Exons: 4
Coding region: 152-1834 (560 amino acids)
Biological process (GO): regulation of transcription by RNA polymerase II
Molecular function (GO): DNA binding; DNA-binding transcription factor activity, RNA polymerase II-specific
Source: RefSeq, a predicted model, not a curated record